AUGUUUCUCAAAUGGUCCAUUCCUUACAGGACCUUGUCCGCUUUCUCCGUGAAUCGUUGGCUGUUCAGGAACCCAGUUGUUGCUGACAGUAAGUACGGCGGCGGCUACAAGUCACAAGAGGAGUGCGACCACGUGACCUGCGAAUGCGGCCACGAGUUCUGCUGGGACUGUGGUGUGGAUCGGCGUGUCCCGCUGGCCCACGACAACAGGUGGCACAAGCCCUCCUGUCGCUACCACACGCCCUACCACGAGGUGGCGGAGCCUCCCCGGCCUUCGCCGCACUGCCCGGCCUGUCGGCUUCUGGCAGCCUCGGGUGACCCGCGCCCCUGCUGCUGGCCGCCUGACGACGGCUACCCUGAGACCUACAUUCGGAUGUAG
This is a messenger RNA of Symbiodinium natans, 378 nucleotides long. The record is from the annotation of a GenBank genome assembly. NCBI's taxonomy places the organism in Eukaryota, Dinophyceae, Suessiales, Symbiodiniaceae.